This is a messenger RNA of Lotus japonicus, 979 nucleotides long. RefSeq names its product probable glutathione S-transferase. Gene Ontology annotation, cellular component: cytoplasm. Gene Ontology annotation, biological process: glutathione metabolic process. The record is from RefSeq and is a predicted model, not a curated record. Lineage: Eukaryota; Viridiplantae; Streptophyta; Magnoliopsida; Fabales; Fabaceae. The transcript has 2 exons. The coding region runs from base 192 to 878 and encodes 228 amino acids. Gene Ontology annotation, molecular function: glutathione transferase activity.
UAAAUUUCCUAGUCCUAGAUCCUUCUUUCCGAUCUCCUUCCUUAACUCACCAUUGUUAACAAUUUGUAUUUUACUUUUCUUUUGACAUUUGAAUUUGUUGAGCAAGUUAUAUGACUGCAUGGAAUAUGGAUCAUUCUAUUUCUAUAUAUAGACUUUGAGGUUAGUGUUGGUUAAGGCUAACACAAGCUAAAAUGGCAGAUUUGAAACUCCAUGGAUUUUGGUAUAGUCCUUUUACUUUCAGGGUGCUAUGGACCCUAAAGCUGAAGGGUAUACCAUAUGAGUACAAAGAUGAAGAUCGCUUCAACAAGAGUCCUCAACUUCUUGAAUACAACCCAGUGCACAAGAAGGUUCCUGUGUUUGUUCAUGAUGGAAAACCAAUAUGUGAGUCCAUGAUCAUUAUUGAAUACAUUAAUGAGUUAUGGCCUCAAAAUUCACUAGUUCCUGCUGAUCCAUAUGAGAAAGCUGUGGCACGGUUUUGGGUUGCAUAUAUUGAUGACAUGUUUUCUGCAGUUGUACGACCACUCUAUCGUAGCAAUGGCAGUGAAGAGCGCGGGGAGAUUAUAAAGGACAUGUGGGGGCGAUUCAGAGUUAUUGAGGAUCAGUGUUUGGGUGAUCACAAGAAAUUCCUUGGAGGAGACACUUUUAACAUUGUGGACAUAGCUUUUGGGUCAUUUGUGAAAUUUCUUGUGGCAGUGGGAGAUGUGGUUGAAGUGGAGAUCUUAGAAGCUGAGAGAUUCCCUCGUUUGCAUAUGUGGUUUAAUAAUUUCAUGGAUGUUCCUGCCAUCAGAGACAACACCCCUGACCAUGAGAAAUUGGUGGCUUGUUUGAAGUCUCUGAAAGAACAAAAAGAACAAAUUUUGGCAUCUUCCAGAAAAUGAGAUACAAGGCAUGUAGCCAUCUAUCUCAUAUAUGUAUUUGUUUGGCUUUAUCUUGAUGCACGUCUAAAAAAAAGUAAUAAAAGUUAAGCUUUGGGAUUUAA